Molecule: messenger RNA, 4994 nt
Organism: Grammomys surdaster
Lineage: Eukaryota; Metazoa; Chordata; Mammalia; Rodentia; Muridae
Gene: Zbtb43
Product: zinc finger and BTB domain containing 43
Exons: 3
Coding region: 227-1630 (467 amino acids)
Biological process (GO): regulation of transcription by RNA polymerase II
Molecular function (GO): DNA-binding transcription factor activity, RNA polymerase II-specific; protein binding; RNA polymerase II cis-regulatory region sequence-specific DNA binding
Source: RefSeq, a predicted model, not a curated record
GGCGGCUGAGAAUAAGGCCUUCGUACGGCAACGGGGACGCUCCGGUAGGCUGGAGCUACGGGCACGGAGCCGUCUUGAGAAAUGAGUGUGAUUUAAUUUAAAGCAAAACUGAGAAAUGCAUUCUCUGUCUGUAUCCAUUCAGACUACUCUUUGAUGGCCAUGGCAUAAGGAACAUUAUCCUGGGAACACAGCUUUGCUCUUGGCACUAAACAAGAUUGGUGAUGAAAUGGAGCCUGGAACGAACUCUUUUCAAGUAGAGUUUCCAGAUUUUUCCAGCACCAUUCUGCAGAAACUAAACCAGCAGCGCCAGCAAGGACAGUUAUGUGACGUCUCCAUUGUUGUCCAAGGCCACAUUUUCCAGGCACACAAAGCCGUUCUUGCUGCCAGUUCUCCCUACUUUUGUGACCAAGUACUCCUGAAAAACAGUAGGAGAAUUGUUUUGCCUGAUGUGAUGAACCCAAGAGUGUUUGAGAACAUUCUCUUGUUCAGCUACACAGGACGCCUUGUCAUGCCCGCUGCAGAGAUCGUUAGUUACUUGACGGCAGCCAGCUUCCUCCAGAUGUGGCACGUGGUAGAUAAGUGCACUGAGGUUCUGGAGGGGAACCCCACCGUCCUGUGUCAGAAGCUCCAGCACGCCAGUGACCACCAGUCUCCCAGCAGCAGUAACUACAACGGUCUGGUGGAGACCUUUGAGCUGGGCUCUGGGGGCCACACAGACUUCCCCAAAGCCCAGGAACUGAGGGACGGCGAGAAUGAAGAGGAGAGUACCAAAGACGAGCUGUCAUCUCAGGUCACCGAGCACGAGUAUUUGCCCAGUAACUCAUCCACGGAGCAUGACCGGCUGAGCACUGAGAUGGCCAGCCAGGAUGGGGAGGAGGGGACCAAUGACAGUGCCGAGUUCCACUACACCCGGCCUCUGUAUAGCAAGCCCAGCAUCAUGGCUCAUAGACGCUGGAUCCAUGUGAAGCCUGAGCGCCUGGAACAGGCGUGGGAUGGCAUGGAUGUGCACGCAGCCUACGAUGAACACCAGGUCACCGAGUCUGUCAAUACCAUGCAGACGGAUCAUGGGACCCAGCCUUCAGGAGCAGAGGAGGAGUUCCAAAUUGUGGAGAAGAAAGUGGAAGUAGAGUUUGACGAGCAAGCAGAGGGCAGCAGCUAUGAUGAGCAGGUGGACUUCUACGGCUCCUCCAUGGAAGAGUUCUCUGGAGAAAAGUCGAGUGGGAAUCUCAUUGGACACAAACAGGAGGCUGGCCUUGCCGCAGGCUACAGUGAGAAUAUAGAAAUGGCCAUGGGGAUAAAGGAAGAGGCAUCUCACUUAGGAUUCUCAGCCACCGACAAGCUGUAUCCUUGUCAGUGUGGAAAAAGUUUCACGCACAAAAGUCAGCGAGAUCGACACAUGAGCAUGCACCUCGGUCUUCGCCCGUAUGGCUGUAGUGUCUGUGGUAAGAAAUUCAAAAUGAAGCACCAUCUCGUGGGCCACAUGAAAAUUCAUACAGGCAUAAAGCCCUAUGAGUGUAAUAUCUGUGCAAAGAGAUUUAUGUGGAGGGACAGUUUCCACAGGCAUGUGACUUCUUGUACCAAGUCCUAUGAAGCUGCAAAGGCUGAGCAGAAUACAACUGAGGCUAACUAAAAAUAGGGUCUGGCCCUUGAGUGGCAUACACAAAAAUAAACUAUGGUAAUUAAUGCAAAUCUGGGCACAGAUGAUGCGUGCCACUUGCUAUUAUGAGAGAGGCUUAAAAAAAAGGAAGAUAUUUCUGAAAGACCAGCUCUAAGUAGGCCAAUUAAAAGAUUUAAUUUCUCAAAUCUAUAUGUUCUCAUCCUGGCCUAGAAUGGAUGAUGGGGAUAAGUUCACCCAGUGCCCAGCUGGCAAGACAGCCCUUCCAGCCAGCAGUGGUUAAGGCAGGAGGACUGGGUGGUAGAAUCUAACCCACUAGUCCUGCCCAGGUGGCAGUGGCUGACUGUCACCAUUGUCCCGAGGUCUUGUUGCAUUUUGUUCUCUCCUGGUAGCUGCAGGGCUUCUGGGCUUUGCUUUGGUAGCUGCAUCACUGGAUGGAUGCUGCUCCCCUCACGGCUACAGCAGGGACUCCUGGGCUGAGCCGUGAGCAGAGCUCUUUUGUCUACUUUCAUCCGUUCUAAAGGUUCCAGCUAAAGCCAUGGCGUUGUUAGACGGAACUUCUGAGUCCAAAGCAGGAGACACUUUCACCGUGCUGCAGACUCUGGAUAAGGCACAGUUUUAUGUUUAAUUCUAAUUGGUUAAAUCUAUGGGUGCCAGAGAUAAGUGUUUCUAGUUGGUGUGUUGUCCUAAGCUUCCUUCAUUUAUUGGCAGGAGGCAACCAGUUUGCAAUGAUGCGUGACAGUACUGGCUAGCAGUGACCUGUGGCUCCCCUGCCUUAGAUCAUGGUGCUUCCCAACAAAGGCAGCCAGGGACCACAGCUCAUGAGACUGAGCCAGAAUGCAUGGCUCAGAGUUCCCUGUGAGCAAGACAUUCCCAUACGUGAGAGGCAGCAACUUAUAAACAGUAGACUUGAGAAAAGGAAUCUUAAAAACACUGGUGUGAGGAGUGCUGUUUGAGAGGUGCGCUCACAGUAUUCUCAGCUCUUUGUGAGAGCUGGGGCGUGGCUUCAAAGGGGAAAGGAGCCCUACACUAAGCAACGUCAUUUACAGAAAGCUGUCUUUACAAGUCCCAGUAGUUUAUGCACACUCGCGUGCGAACGUGCGCACACACAUGCACACACACCACCCCCAUCACCACCACCUCAUUCUGAAAGGACAAGGCUGCCCUUGAGGUCUGUUCUGCAUGGUCAUAUGUUUUAGGUUGGCAAGAAAGCUUGUGUGGAGAAAGCUUUUCAGUACAUGGCAGGCCUGAUGAGGCUGUGGCUGGGUGGGGGUCUAGUGUGCUUUCCUUUACUGGAGUAAUACACUGAGCACAGCAGCUUAGGGAGGUUUAUGUCAGCUCACACUACCAUCAUUGAGGAAACUCAUGGCAGGAACUUGAAUAUUGAUAGUCCAGACAGUUGGCCAGACAUGCCCACAGGCCACUCCCUGAACUGAGACUCCCACUGACUCUAGGCUGUGUCAGAGCUAGCUAGACAGUAGGGCAGGGUGUUGCUCCUGUAUCAUCUGUUUUAUUCUUAAAGUUUGGCUUUCUCUAACAUGACAGACAUUUCUGGCAAAAGCCUCUGAUCUUAAGGCUCUGACACGAAGGAUGUACCUUUAACCUUUUUCUGGAAAGAAAGAAAAUAUGGACUCGACAGUAAACGUUUAUGAUCAAGAUUACAAAACAGGGAUCUAGUUAUAAACACUGUAUCAGUCUUGGCAUAUAAAAGCACUUUGUAUUAUUAUAAGUAUAGAUGUAGGUUUUUUUUUUUUAACCUAGAAACUAGAUAUUACCUCCUAGUGGUUUGCUACAUUCAGAUGAUCUCCCAGUGUCUGCCAGUCAGCAGCCCUCCUCGUCCCUGAGAAGUGAAUAGAGACGUACAGUCACACUCAUGUGCCUCCUACUCUUUACACAUGAGAGGCCAGUGGGUUUAGGGGUGACCCUGAGCUGGGUGAGGGCAAAGUGGUUUGGCUUCUUAAUAUUUCUACACUGAGGCAGUUAAGCCAUUCUCUUGUCAGAAGUAACCCUCAUGUUCACGCCUUCUGCCUGUUGAACAGAUCCAUGAGCUGUCUCCCCUUUGCAGUCUGUUCGUACAAGAGCUGAGACCCUUGCAGGGCAGGGGGUAAAAGAAACACUAUAGGGACACCCUGGUCCUUGGGUUGUACUGAGUCAGUAACCCUUGUCGUGAUGCUGACAAAGCUUUUGUUUGGUUGGAAUGUGGCAGACCCUGUGAGAAGGUGGGGUGUCUGAGGUCCAGAAGGUUAAGAUGAAGCUUCUGACCUCCCUUUCCCAUUAGAGAGCCUGUCUGGGAGCCUGCCCUGUUACAGUACUUGUCUCUCCCUCUCCACUGCUUGACUCGUGGUGGGCAGCACUGUCCAGUGUUUCAGAGAUUCCAUCAGUGGCUCUCCAGCACGCGUAUGUCUCCACUCUUAGCCUUGGCUGGGUUUCUACAGUCCUCAUACAAAGGGCUUCAAGGCCCUGCUGGUUGAAUUUCAUAAUCUGCAGGCACCAUGCCUUCAGUCCUGGAGACAGAUGUCACAGGAGCUCCUCCUGUGCCCUGGCCCAUGACCUAGGAUUUCUGUUCUCACCCCCUCCGCCCACAUUCUUCGAGCCUACCCUAAAGGCUGCCCUCCAUUUCAGGACACAUUUCCUGAACUCCUCUGACCCUGGGCAGGCUUUUAGCUGUUGGGAAAGCUGCUUGCUACAGUGGGUGGCAUACCCUGAGAAGUUGAGGAACAUUCUUGGAAAGGUGUACUGGGGCCCCAAGGUCGGGGUGGAGCUUUGCCUCGCCCACAGAUGUGGUUGCUCCCUGUAUUCUCAGAUACUUUGGGAAUGCUGAGGACCUUGGGCCAGGCUGCCCUUGGCCUCCUGGGAUCUAGACUGCUUUGACUGGUAAACUGACUUUAACCGGUGAAUCCUGGGUUGCUUUGCGUUUUGUUUUUCUUUUCUCUCUCUCUAUUUACAUAUUUAAAGGUACUAGUUUGCAAACCUACUGAUAGUGCCCUGUGGGAAGAUGCUGGAACACCAUUUGCAAAUGUGAUUUUUUUUUUCUUUUUAAAUGUUGCUUGAAGCCUGUGUCAUGUCAGUUGCUGCUGCUCCUUUUCUUUUUAUGAGGUUCCCAAUGUUUCUUCUGAAAAUUAUUUUAUUUAUGCAAGUCAGGUACCGCUUAGGCCACAGACCCAUGGGAUGAUAGGCAGACUGUCGUUAGGUGCAUAUCAUGGAUACUUGUGACCCAUAUGUGUUUUAGAAGUUAAAUAGUUCUUCCUAGAAUUGCUGUCUUCAGUGUACAGCGUGGUUUUAAUUGAAUGUUACUGUUUAAUAUUUUCUUCUUAUAGAAGAGACCAUGUCCUUUUGUAUGACAAGUUUUAAUAAAUGUUACCUGUCCAUUUUGUACAAA